CUACAAAGCUGGCAUACAUCUUAACAAUCUCAAAUGCUGAGACGACUUUCUCGAAUCUAAUGCCAAUUUUCAAUGGGCCUCAAAAGUAAAAAAUUACUUUCAGAAACUCUUUGAAUCCAAUUUGCGCGUGUCGCACAGCUUUCUCCUCGAUUUCCUCUCCUACUUUUCGAAAAUUAAGUCGAAGCUCACGAUGAAAACUACAAAACCACCUCCUACAGACCCCUCUUCGAGCCGGAGAGCUCAGCCUUUACGACAGACACGGAAUAAUCCGCCUAGAUCCUCAAUCUCUGGCUCUCGACCUUUUGGACCAAGAGGUUCGAUUGGCGGCGGUGAUGGAGUACCGAAUGUGGAUCAGACCGUCGAAAUAUUUCCUGCGAUAACCCAGUUCGCAGAUGCUAUAUCUGCGUUGCCGAAAGAACUCGUGCGACACUUUACAUUACUCAAGGAAGUCGAUGCGAAAGUCUUUGGGCCAGAAGAGGAGCUCGCAAGACUCGUCGACAUUGCGCUCAACACCCCACCACCGACAGCACCCAAUUAUUCCUCCAAUUCAAGAUCUGCAUCUACGAAUGGACAUCAUCAUUUGUCUAGCACAAACGGUUCGUUAGCAAAUGGUAAUAGUGGGCCUGCGGGCAUGCUAAUGGAGAUGCAAGGAGAACCGUUCGCUUCCGUCAAUCCAGCGUAUGCUAUUUAUCAUACCCCUAACAUGCCUAGAAGACGACAAUUCCAAGCAUGUGCUAGUUAUAUGCAAAAUAUGCUGGUAUCACUCGAUGAGAAAAACCAUGUUAUAUCGACGGCUGGCGAGGCAUUAAAUAAACAACUCUCACGUCUCGAUCAAUGUUUCCCGCACAUUGAAAACGAAGUGAGUGAAGAGGCACGAUACGGCAGUACUACACAUUGGGCAUAUCCUGAGAAUCGAACAUCUAAAACAAAUUCUGGUGGUAACUCCAGAAGGGACGCUCCUCCCGCAAAUAAUCCUAGUGCAGCGGCACAACAAAUAGCAGAAGAGCACGCUGCGAGGAGUGAUGCGAGGAAGCAAGCAUUGCUUGCAAGGAAAGGAGCCAAGAAUCAACAUGCAGACUCAGAUUUCGACGAUAGUCAGGAAGGGAGAAAGGCAGAUUCAAAUAAGAGACCUCAUGGAAAUAGCAAAGCUCGAAAAGCUGCUACUACCGAGACCCCAGCGGGCGUUGGACUUGGAAUAAUUAAUGGAAAUGGUACAAAUGGAAAUCCUCCGAAAAGGCGAAAGGUCGACAAAACUACAACUGCCGGCCCAUCAACGGAGCGUGUUCUGAAUGGAGUUUUUGGUACUAAUGGAACCACGUCAAAGGGCAAGGCGGGGAGCCCCAGGUCAACCCCAGCACCGGAUGGAACGAAGAAACCUGCAAGAGCAAGAGCUGCUCCUAACGGACAAGCAAGAAAAAGGUAAGUGGCUGCCCUGAUCUAGGCAGCAAUUAUUUUCGCUAAUUCACGAUCAAUUAGAAAUAACACCGCAAACGCUGCAAUGUCGCCAUCAUUAGCAUCCUCUCCCGUUCGAAGCACAUUUCCCGAUAUAAGACCGCCGGUGCGGGCAUCCCCAGCUCCUGUUAAUGGCGGAAGGCCGGCUUCAGCAAGGGCUAGACAGAAUUCAGUACAAUCAAUUGCGGAUACAGCACGGCGACCUCCAUCUUCAGCUUCGAACAAGCCAAACGGAAAUACACCUGGCACACCUGAUUUAGCAGCUGUUGCGAGUGUGACGGGGAAAACCAUUCCAGAGGUCAAGGCAACAAUGAAAGAGGCUGGCACAAAUGGCAAGGGAGAACAUCUCCUUGAGGAUGCUCAACCACAAAACCCAGAAGUACUAGGCGGUAUAAUAGUUGGGAACAGUAGAGAGAGUAUGAAGCGUGAAGAGACUGUGGAAUCAAACGGAGAUGCUAUGCAGGGCAUUCAAUCAACAACGAUAACGACUACAAAGAGUGGCAGAGCCAGCAAACCAUCCACGCCAGCAAUGCCUUCUUUUGUUGAGCCAGUCCGCUCAAGAUCAUCGCGCAGCAUUCCUGACCCCGUGUCAACGGCUAAAAGAAGCCACAAGAAAGGUGCAGGUGCAGCCGCUCAACUCAUGGCCCAGCAAAACAUGGAACUCGACGAUACGACGAGUAGUGCGCAAGGCGAUGAUGAAGAUGUUGAAAUAGAUGCUGAUGAGCCUACCUACUGUUAUUGCAAUGGAGUUAGUUAUGGCGAGAUGGUAGCCUGCGAUAAUGGAACUUGUGAGAAGGAAUGGUUCCAUCUCGAAUGCGUAGGCUUGCGAAUCGCGCCCAAGGGUAAUGGUAUGUUCACUCUCAUCUCGUACCCCAUAGGAACAAGUAACUAACACGGUAUAGCAAAAUGGUACUGUGAUGAUUGUAAAGAGAAAACGAAGAACAAGCGAUUCAAUAAUGGACGAUAAGGACAGCCGGCAAGACUACAGCAGGAGAAAUGGAGUUUUUUUGGUACGAAUUUGAUACCUAGGUGGAUCAAUCCUUGUAGCUUUAUGGUGCAUACAGGCCCAUUGGAGUAUGGAUAUUUGGGCAUUGAACUUUUUGGGGGUGCUGGCACAUAGAAAUGGCGUUUGUUUAUGAUGGAAGGGAUUUCGGUAGAUGCAAUGAUGGUGGAUUCUCUUUCAAAUGGAAACGUGAUGAUUGCACCAAUUUGUGAGACUUCUCAUGUCCGGGGUCUUCGGGAUGGACGCGAAUGAAUGUGCAAACGGGCAAGCGCUGCCUGACAGCAACUCAACUGUAUGUAUUUCACUACCGACUAGGUAGCCUAGCGAAAAAAUU
Messenger RNA from Sclerotinia trifoliorum, 2789 nucleotides. The record is from the annotation of a GenBank genome assembly. Lineage: Eukaryota; Fungi; Ascomycota; Leotiomycetes; Helotiales; Sclerotiniaceae.